Molecule: messenger RNA, 1546 nt
Organism: Aplosporella prunicola CBS 121167
Lineage: Eukaryota; Fungi; Ascomycota; Dothideomycetes; Botryosphaeriales; Aplosporellaceae
Exons: 6
Coding region: 101-1372 (423 amino acids)
Biological process (GO): tricarboxylic acid cycle
Cellular component (GO): oxoglutarate dehydrogenase complex
Molecular function (GO): dihydrolipoyllysine-residue succinyltransferase activity
Source: RefSeq, a predicted model, not a curated record
GGCCAAACCCUUCUCCUUCCACAUCACAGCUUCCUCCCUCUCCGUCCCUCGCGUCGCGCCCGCUCCCCCGCCUCUUGGGCCAAUCACCAUUGCCCUCAUCAUGUCCUUCCGCCGCGUUCUCGCUACCUCUGCGCGCUUUGCCCGCCUGCCUCAAUUCCUGUUCUCGCAAUAUCGCACCUAUGCCUCGAAGAUUGUCAAAGUUCCCGAGAUGGCUGAGUCCAUCACCGAAGGCACCUUGAAGCAGUUCAGCAAGCAAGUUGGCGAUUAUGUCGAGCUCGACGAGGAGAUUGCCACCAUUGAGACGGAUAAGAUUGAUGUCUCCGUCAAUGCGCCUGAGGCCGGUACCAUUAAAGAGCUGCUCGUUAAGGAAGAGGAUACCGUCACCGUUGGCCAGGAUCUGAUCUCGAUGGAGCUUGGCGGUGCUCCUUCCGGUGGAAAGAAGGAGCAGGGCAAGGAACAACCCAAGGAGCCCGCGUCAAAGGAGCAAGAGACUUCUUCCCAGCCUAAGGGUGGCCAAGAGCAGGAAAAGUCUCAGGACAAGCCAGCACCUCCCAAGGAGGAGAAAAAACCGGAACCUCCUAAGGAGGAGAAAAAAUCUCAGCCUGCGCCAUCCAAGCAGGCGAAGGAGGAACAGCCAAAGAAGAGCGACACACCUUUUGGCAGCCGGGAGGAGCGUCGCGUCAAAAUGAACCGCAUGCGCCUCCGUAUUGCCGAGCGCCUGAAGCAGUCUCAGAACACUGCGGCGUCCCUGACCACAUUCAAUGAAGUCGACAUGUCUUCCUUGAUGGAGCUCCGUAAGCUGUACAAGGACGAUAUUCUCAAGAAGUCUGGCGUCAAACUCGGCUUCAUGAGUGCCUUUUCUCGCGCUUGCGUGCUCGCGAUGAAGGAGCUUCCGGCAGUCAAUGCCUCGAUUGAGGGACCCAACGGCGGUGACACGAUUGUUUACCGUGACUACGUUGACAUCAGCGUUGCUGUCGCAACCGAGAAGGGCCUGGUUACUCCGGUGGUGCGGAAUGCUGAGUCGAUGGACAUGGUUGGCAUCGAGAAGGCUAUUGCGGACUUGGGCAAGAAGGCUCGUGACAACAAGCUCACUAUUGAGGACAUGGCUGGUGGAAGCUUCACCAUUAGCAACGGUGGUGUCUUUGGUUCUCUCAUGGGUACUCCGAUCAUCAACUUGCCCCAAACUGCUGUUCUGGGUCUCCACGCUAUCAAGGAGAAGCCUGUCGCCAUCAAUGGCAAGGUUGAGAUCAGGCCGAUGAUGUAUCUUGCUCUUACUUACGACCACCGCCUUCUGGAUGGUAGGGAAGCUGUGACGUUCCUGGUCAAGGUCAAGGAGUACAUCGAGGACCCUCGCCGCAUGCUCCUCGGCUAGACAUCGCUCGAUAAUAGUUCCAGCGGUUAUCAUUGUUUCGUUGCAUAGCUGUAUACAUUAAAUAGAGCGCUGGUUAGCGCUUAUCUCAGUAAAAUGUAUAUGUACUUGUUCUCUAUUGUGUCGUACACGUAUAAACUUAAAAGUACUAAGGUAAUUGGAAUACCUAUAUCUACU